AUGAGGCUCCUUCUCGCCACAUUGACCCUGCUUACGGCCCUUUUGCCCGCAGCAGUUUUUGCUGCCCCUGCGAUUGCCAGUCCGGCAUCACAAAGUCAUGGAGUCGAGGCAGAAAAAGUUGACAUUUCCUCAGAGGAGGCGGAGGGAAUCGAGGCUUUCUCGGAGGAGGCCUCAGAAGAGUCGCCCACGGCAGCUGCGGACUCACUCAAGCCGAAGGAUGAGGAGACCUUGAAAUCUUCCGCUGCAACACGACAGGCGGGACGGAAAAGACGCGUGUAUAGCCGCCUGGUAACAUCACCGUCCUAUGACAUGACCGCGACCUCGUACUCAAAGUUGAACUCCUACUCGGUGCCAUGGUACACUCCCACGACAUACUCGCAAUACGAUUACGAGACGUCGUACUAUUACCCAUCGACGAAAACGCACUACACAUCUGACACCUACGCUGCUCCUUUAUCUACCAAAACAGAGAGCAUUCCUGACUUCAGCUACAGAACGACGUACCGUCCAGCUACGGCAUACUACAGCCGACCGAUCACUACAUACUACACCCGGAGCACCGAUUACGCACCAUACGCGAAGGACGCUGGAGAAUACUCAACCCGUCAGUAUUACUACCGGCCCCGGACAACGCUUUACAGGCCAAUGACCACAUAUUAUGCGCCAGCCACGACGGAGACCACAUACUCUAAGGACUCAGACUUCGAGAGCUACUCCCUUGAUUAUGCACCCAGCAAGAGCUACAGCCGCACAACGUAUCGUCCAGCAGCAUUUUCCACGUAUGAAUAUGCACCUUCAAAGAGUUAUUCUCUCGCGGACUCAAAGGGGUCGGAUAUAGAGGAAUAUGACGCAACAUAUUCCUCAAAACCGUACUACAGCCGGUCCGGUUUCUACUCGCAACGCGCGAUACCUGCAGCGUACCGAACCGCUUAUGGUCGGCCGACGACUACCUACACAUACCCGGUGGUGACCCGGACGACUCGAUUCCUUCAGAACCGCCAAAACCCUCUCAAGAAGAUUCCGGGUGGAACAAAUGCUCGCACUGCGGCAGAAACAACCGCCCACGCACCCAGCAGUUCUCCCGAGGACGGGGCGUACGAACAACUCGAAGCUUCUGACAAACAUAGUGCCGGAACAACAAGCAGCAGAGGUGAAUCAAAGGAGUCUGCGGGGCGGCCAGCGGCCGAGCCAGCUCUGCCAGAGACAGAAAAACUCGGGAAGAAAUUGGGCGCGGAAAGAGAGGAAUCGAACCCAAUUGGUGAAGAGGCGAGUGAAUCGCAGCGAUAG
This is a messenger RNA of Toxoplasma gondii ME49, 1287 nucleotides long. RefSeq lists its product as hypothetical. The transcript has a single exon. NCBI's taxonomy places the organism in Eukaryota, Apicomplexa, Conoidasida, Eucoccidiorida, Sarcocystidae. The record is from RefSeq and is a predicted model, not a curated record. The coding region runs from base 1 to 1287 and encodes 428 amino acids.